AUGCCGCAAGUGGCGAAGGUGAUUCGCUUGCAGCUCGACCACCACGCCUUGGCAUGGCUGAGAUCGAGGGAGGAUAUCAAGGUUGUCCACUGGCUUCGAGACCCUCGCGGUAUAAUCAAUUCCAGAAUGCCCACGUCGUUGCUGAACGGCUUUCAGAUGGAUCCCUGGGCGCUAUGCAAUCAUAUUGGGCACGACAUACUCGCCAUCGACAGUCUUCCCCCCAAUCGAAGGCGGAGAGUGAGCUAUGAAGAAUUCAUGUCGAAUCCGAUCCAGGUCACGCGCGAUCUCUACCGUUUCCUGGGGAUUCCCUGGCCAUCAGACGGAGACAAACGAAUCUUGGCCUGCUGUGCAGAACCCUCAAGCCUGAAUCAUACCAAGAACACGAACGUAUCCACGAUCGACCCCUACCAUUGGAAACGGGAUCUGGGAGAGAAGGAGAUGAGCAUAAUCGAACGGGAUUGCGGGGCUGUGAUGGAUGCGCUCGGGUACCAGAGACUAGUGGUGACUGGGCCCCUGCGUGUGGAGGAAGUCGAGGAGGCAUUCAAGUUGGACCCCAAUGAAUUACCCACGAAUGUCUCGUAUUCGAUCGCGUAG
This is a messenger RNA of Darwinula stevensoni, 594 nucleotides long. The record is from the annotation of a GenBank genome assembly. NCBI's taxonomy places the organism in Eukaryota, Metazoa, Arthropoda, Ostracoda, Podocopida, Darwinulidae.